Molecule: messenger RNA, 1125 nt
Organism: Aspergillus heteromorphus CBS 117.55
Lineage: Eukaryota; Fungi; Ascomycota; Eurotiomycetes; Eurotiales; Aspergillaceae
Exons: 3
Coding region: 1-1125 (374 amino acids)
Source: RefSeq, a predicted model, not a curated record
AUGGUCGACGAAGACUUCUCCGCAGCCAUCACCCAGGAACUCUCCGGCACGCCCUAUGCAUGCGCCUCUCUUACCCAACUGAGCGGGGGGACCGCCAACUUCGUCUACCGGGCGAUUCUCUCACAUCCUCUCCCAAAUGGAAUAAAGACCGUGAUAGUCAAGCAUAGCGAGGAUUACGUGGCGUCGAAUCAGGCAUUCAAGUUAUCUGCUGAGCGUUGUCUAGCUGAAGAAGCCAUCCUGAGGGCUCUCAACAGUCUCCCCAGCUUAUGCCUCACAAAUGGACGGGCUGAAGACCAUAGCAGUCUAGCCACUGUCAAAACACCCCAUCUCUUCACAUUCAAUCGCCAUACUAACACCGCGCUCACGGAAGACCUUCCCGACUCUCUGGACCUGAAGUCCUUCCUGAUCCUGGCAGCCAUGUCUGGGAGCGUUUCGCGAGGAUGGGCGACCUUGAUUGGCUGCACAUUGGGGACCUGGCUGCACACGUUCCACUCCUGGGCUGACGCGGAGCGCCAGGCGGGCGUGGUUGCGGAAAUCGAGAAGAACCACGCCAUGCGCUGUCUGAAGUUCACUAUCAAUUAUGAUGUUCUCCUUUCCAGGAUCGAUAAAUACCCUGAGAUACUCGGGGAUUGUCGGGAGGUGUUUGGGGCAGUGCGGGAGAUGGCGGCGGCCGAGAUGUCCAGAAACGACGGGGAAGGAUUCGGGGUCAUCCAUGGAGAUUUCUGUAUGAUCAUCUCCAAAAAUGCACUGGAAAAGCCAUCAAAAAUCCAGCUUUUCGUCGUAGACUGGGAGCUAUGUCAAUGCGGGCCUCGAGCCCUUGAUCUGGGCCAGAUGUUCGCGGAACUGUACAUGCUGAAGCAUUACAAGGAUAUCGAUGCCGGGGAGUGGAUUAUCCAGGGUUUCAUGGACGGGUAUCGGGGUCUGAGCGACGAGAUGGCAUUCCGGACAUUGAUCCAUGUGGGUGUCCAUUUCAUCUGCUGGGGAACUCAGACUGCCGGAUGGGGCACGCCGCAGCAGGUUGAGGAUGUGGCUCGGCUAGGGAGGGAUAUCAUUCUCAGGGCUUGGGAGAAAGAUCGCAGUUGGUUUGAGGGAGUGUGGAAGUCCUUGUUUCAGAGUGAAGAGUGA